Messenger RNA from Camellia sinensis, 676 nucleotides. The record is from RefSeq and is a predicted model, not a curated record. Lineage: Eukaryota; Viridiplantae; Streptophyta; Magnoliopsida; Ericales; Theaceae.
GUUUGUUCCUUUUUCUUAUAGCUUACUAUUAAAUCAUUUCUUAAAGUUACCAAACUCGUUCUGGUCGGACGUUGAGAUUCAGUCGGGGAAGUCUCCAUCUCUCGGGCCGGCGGCCGACGCCGACGCAGUCCAAAGAAACGAGCCUACAGCUCUCUCUCUCUCUCUCUCUCUCUCAGUCCGGCGACACAGGGUCUCUCUGUCUCUCAGUCCACCGAUCAGCUCACGGUCUCUCGACUACAAACUACAAAGUCUCAAAUUCAGAGCACAAAACCGACCCAAUAGCGUUGAGACAAUGAAUACAAUGUCAUCAGCCGUUAUGGAUAUAGUCAACACUACAUUGGAUUGGGUGACAUUGGCUUUUGAGGUUCCUUUUGCUCGAGCUUUUGUUUUUGGAGUGCACAUUCAUGGGCAUUUAUUUGUGGAGGGCCUUCUUGUAGUGGUUAUUCUGUUUCUACUUUCCCAAAAAAGUUACAAGCCCCCUAAACGGCCCCUUACAAAGAAGGAAAUAGAUGAGCUAUGUGAUGAGUGGGUUCCAGAAUCUCUUAUACCUCCACUUACAGAAGAGAUGCGAUAUGAGCCUCCCGUAUUGGAAAGUGCUGCCGGGCCACAUACAAUAAUCAACGGCAAAGAAGUUGUGAACUUUGCUUCAGCAAAUUACCUAAAAAAUAAAAAAUAA